GUUGCACGCUAGUGAAACGACUUCAAACAAUCUUGUCAACAGUAGCCGAGGGUAUUUGAAAACUGGCUGUAGCAAGUGCAGCACAUCUAUUUUCUCUGUGUGGUGGUGAGGACUUCAGACUUCAGUCAUGGAGGAGUCUCCGUUUCAACACACAACAAAGGCAGCAUCAAAACCAGAACCUAUGGAGGUGAAGGAAGAACCUCAAGAUGCCAAAACCCCGAAAACCAGCAAAAAGUCAAUGGCCAUUACCGUCGAACAGAUUCAGGAAGAUAAGAUAACAGAGUUGGCUGUUGAGAACUGGGGUCCAGAGGCUAAGCGGAAAGGUGUCCCUUUCAGGCCAGAGAUUGUUGAGCAAAUCUAUGCCAAAGAAAUGAUUGCAUCAAACUUCUCAACCAAAAGAAUUAUGAUGCUGGAAUUCAGCCGGUACUUAGAGAAUUAUCUUUGGCCACACUACAGUAAGAACAAGACAUCCAAGUCGCACAUCAUGUCCAUCGCUGCUGUCAUCAACGAGAAGUUCAGAGAGCGAGUGCCGUCAUGGGAGGCAUUCAAGUCAGCUCCAGAAGACUUCUCGCAGUUGUUCCGGCAAGUUCUGGAGCUGUGUCUCAGUCCUUCUGCGCUGGUGUACAAAGAAACGACCGUCAUCCUCAUCUUCCUCAUCCACUGUUUCAACAGUCUGGAGGUGGACUUGAUUCGAGACAGAGUUCAGAGGCUGGUGUCGCUGCCAAUAUGGAUAAAUCUCCUUCCCGGUCGGAGAGAAGCGCUGUUCAAGAAUAACCCGAAGUACAAGAAGUUUUUCAACGCGUUCAAGAAGCGCGACGCCAAGCUGUCUCCAGAGGAGCUCAACACGGUGCAGUUUGAGAGGAACUUCCUGGCUCGGCUCAUCGAGAAGUUUUAUUCUAUCCUGGACUCAAUUCCGCUCAAAGGUCACGCCGACUACAACAAAGUCCACUACUGCGAGCGCUUCCUGGAGCUCCUCAUUGACACGGAGGCCCAGCUGCCGACGCGUCGCUUCGUCAACACGCUCCUGGACGACAGGCACGUGGUGGUGCGCUGCAAGCUGUCGCAACUCAUCCUGCGCAAAGAAGGGAAACUUUUCUCUCAGCUGCUCUCCAUGCUGGAGUCGUACGCUCACUUUGAGAUCGACGACAUCACGGGGGAGGCGCUCAACAUGCACGACAGAAUCGACAUCCAUUACAAUCGUGUCAACGCUCUGCAGACUGUGGUCUUCAAGCACUACCCGGACCUACAGAGCUUCGCCAUCAAGAACGUUGCCAGUGUGGACUCGAAGCAGUCGCUAAUCAAGUACUUUGAGCCACUCAGCUCUGAGGACCUGCACACAAUCCUGGCCCACCUCAACUACCUCCCUCCACUAGAGAGCGACGUGUCUCCCUACUCUAAGUCUUUUCUCAUGGAACUGCUGAUUUGGAAACACGAGCGAAUGCGAUCCCAGCAGGAAGCCAUCAACGAAAUGCCUCUCUACCCGACAGAGAACAUCAUAUGGGACGAGAAUGUCGUGCCCUCGGAAUUUUUCUCCGGAGAAGGCUGCCUGGCGUUGCCCAAGCUGAACCUGCAGUUCCUGACUCUCCACGACUAUCUGCUGAGGAACUUUAACCUGUUCAGGCUGGAGUCUACUUAUGAAAUCCGCCAAGAUAUCGAAGACGCCCUCACUCACUUGAAGCCUUGGAAAGCUGAAGAUGGCCACUGCCUGUUCGGAGGCUGGGCACGUAUGGCUCAACCCAUCCACGCCUUCAAUGUCGUUGAGGUGGCCAAACCUCAGCUGGGAGAGAACCACCCGGCCCAGGUGCGAGCAGACGUGACCGUGAACCUCAGUGUCCGGCAGGAGGUCAAGCAUGAGUGGGAGGGACUCCGGAAACAUGAUGUGGCGUUCCUGAUCACCCUGAGACCUGACGUUCCCAUUGGGUACCGGUACAACCACACGAAACCCUUCAUCCCACAGGUUGGUCUUACAUAUGUCAGAGGUUGUGAAAUCGAGGGACUGCUGGAUGAAACGGGGAAACUGAUCGAAGAAGGCCCCGAGCCCAAGCCAGAGUUUUUCUCCGACAACCGCACUUACCGCGUGUGGCUGGAUCCGAACCAGUACCAAAUGGACAUGACACGAACUGUCAAUGGAGAAGAGGAUGUGUACGAGACGUUCAACGUGAUGAUGCGUCGCAAGCCCAAGGAGAACAACUUCAAGGCCGUACUGGAGACGAUCCGCGACCUCAUGAACACGGAGUGCGUCGUUCCCGACUGGCUGCAUGACCUCAUCCUGGGUUACGGCGACCCGGACUCGGCUCAUUACUCGAAGAUGCCCAACACCAAGGCGACCCUGGACUGGAACGACACGUUCCUCAGUCUGGAACACCUCAAGUCCAGCUACCACCAGCACAAGAUGGAGGUGGAGGGGGAGCCCGAGAAGCAAGUCCCUCCCUACAGAUUGACGUUCCAAGAGAACAGCCAAGAAGGAAAGCGAGGGCUGGAGUCGGACGAGAACAAAGAGGGAAGCAAGGUGGUCAAAGCCGUGCCUCACAUCAUUCCCAACAGGGGGCCUUACCCGUAUAACAUGCCCAAGAAGAACAGCAUCCAGUUCACCCCGACCCAGAUAGAGGCGAUCCGCGCGGGCAUGCAGCCCGGGCUGACCAUGGUGGUGGGGCCGCCCGGCACAGGCAAGACGGACGUGGCUGUCCAGAUCAUCUCCAACAUUUACCACAACUUCCCCAGCCAGAGGAUGCUGGUGGUCACUCACUCCAACCAGGCUCUGAACCAGCUGUUUGAGAAGAUCAUGGCUCUGGACGUGGACGAGCGGCAUCUGCUGCGUCUGGGCCAUGGAGAGGAGGCGCUGGAGACGGAGAAAGAUUUCAGCAGGUACGGUCGCGUGAACUACGUCCUGGCUCAGCGUCUGGAGCUCCUACAGGAAGUGAACAGACUCCAGGUCAGCCUGGACGAGAUGGGGGACAUGUCCUACACCUGCGAGACCGCCGGAUACUUCUACAUCUACCAGGUUUUGAGUCGAUGGGAAGAGUUUCAGAUCAAGAUCAAACCUUUCAUGGGACAGGAUGAACAUAUGAAGAAAAUUCAAGAGCUGUUCCCAUUCGUCAAGUUCUUCGCCAAUGCCCCACAACCGUUGUUCCGGGGAAAGACGUUUGCGGAGAACAUGAACAUUGCAGAGGGCUGCUUCAGGCACAUCAAGAAAAUUUUCACUCAGCUUGAGGAGUUCCGGGCCUUUGAGCUGCUGAGGAGUGGCUCCGACCGAGCUAACUACCUGCUGAUGAAAGAGGCCAAGAUUAUCGCGAUGACUUGCACCCACGCUGCCCUCAAGCGCCGAGAUCUGGUCACCGUCGGCUUUCAGUUUGACAACAUCAUCAUGGAGGAAUCGGCGCAGAUCCUGGAGAUUGAGACGUUCAUCCCGCUGUUGCUGCAGAACCCCAAGGACGGCAACAAUCGGCUGAAGCGUUGGAUCAUGAUCGGCGACCACCACCAGCUCCCGCCGGUCAUCAAAAACAUGGCCUUCCAGAAGUUUUCCAACAUGGAGCAGUCGCUCUUCACUCGCCUCGUCCGACUGGGCGUACCCACCGUUGACCUUGAUGCUCAAGGUCGAGCUAGGGCAAGCCUGGCAAACCUGUACAACUGGAGGUACAAAAAGCUGGGCUCUCUGCCGCACGUCUUGAUCCGGCCAGAGUUCCGCAUGGCCAACGCCGGCUUCCAGUUUGAGUACCAGCUGAUCGACGUCGGAGAUUUCAACGGCAUGGGGGAGUCGGAGCCCAACCCUUACUUCUAUCAGAAUCUGGCGGAGGCUGAGUACGUGGUGGCGGUGUUCAUGUACAUGCGUAUGAUUGGCUACCCCGGGGAGCAGAUCUCCAUCCUGACCACGUACAACGGGCAGAAACAUCUGAUCAGAGACGUGAUCCAACAGCGCUGCGGCGGCAACCCUCUGAUUGGACGACCUCACAAGGUGACCACUGUGGAUCGGUACCAAGGUCAGCAGAACAACUUCAUCCUUCUGUCUCUGGUCAGGACAAGGGCUGUGGGUCAUCUCAGAGACGUGAGGCGUCUGAUCGUGGCAAUGUCCAGAGCGAGGCUAGGGCUGUACGUGUUUGCCCGAUCAUCUCUCUUCAGCAACUGCUUCGAGCUCACCCCAGCAUUCAACAAGCUGACCUCACGACCCCAAGUGUUACAUCUGUUGCCCAAUGAAACAUACCCAACUCAGAGAAAGCUCCAAGAGGCCCCGGACGAGUCGCCCAUCGUCAUCACAGACAUGCCUCAGAUGGCCCAGUUUGUCUACGACUUCUACAACGCUCGGGUCGACGACCUCAAGAGGCACAGAGGUUUUCUCAAGGCCAACCGUCUCCAAGCCCCGCCCAAGAAGCAAGUUCGGUCAUCUGAUGACAGUUGAACGACGGUGUCGUGAUCUGAGGGCUGACGUUGAUGCAAAUGGCAAAGAAAAGUCUGAGAGAAUCUUUCCAACACAGAUGGCAGCACAGGUUUUAUGUUAUUGGGUGGAGAAUGCUGUAUGUGUCAUAUACAGUAGUAUGUGCAACUACUGGGGGACUACUGUUGAGCAUUGUUCUUUCAUGAGUUGAUGUUAUCGCAGCUUAUGUGACUGUUUUCUGGCUAAAUUUUAUCAACUCAUUUUUGGAAUGUUGAAUGUUACUUUCAUCUUUCCUCUUAUGCUGAGUAUACCAGUGAGUGGUUGGAGUUUUGAAGCAUAACAAUGUGUAACUGCCUAGAUGUAGUUGCUCAUGGGUGGAUAUUUUAAGUGCAGGAUCUUUCUGGUAAAUAUUUUCAGUUUGACUCGUAGUUAAGUAGCUAUUAUGAGGUGAUUGUGUAAAAGCAAAUCAGAACAGGUUCACUCUGGUGGUUCUUCUGUCAUGCAGAUAUGUCACUCCAGGUAUUACUUGUAAAAACAUGAUGAAGUACUGACAGUUGCUGCCUAUUGGGGCUCAGUCUUAUCUGCACAAUUCUUGCUCAUGAAGAGAUAGUAGACGUAUUAUUUGACUUAUGUCAGUCCCGCUCGCUAAACAAACUGUUGUCUCUGUCCAAUGUGUAGCGAGUAGCGAACUACUCUUCACAAACGGACAGUUCGUUACCCGUCCGCUCGUUUGCGGGUAGUGCCAGCGAGUAGUUCGUUACUCACGAACACUAAUUUGGCGAGCCCGACCCAACCCUAAUGUCGUUAUUUUUGCAAGAUUUUGCUUUGAACAGCAAGAGAAUGGUUGAGAGGUUGUUGAUGUAAUACAAUAUGUGUCUGAAAGGGGAAAAAAA
This is a messenger RNA of Aplysia californica (California sea hare), 5262 nucleotides long. RefSeq names its product RNA helicase aquarius. Gene Ontology annotation, molecular function: mRNA binding; helicase activity. Gene Ontology annotation, biological process: mRNA splicing, via spliceosome. The transcript has 39 exons. The record is from RefSeq and is a predicted model, not a curated record. Gene Ontology annotation, cellular component: catalytic step 2 spliceosome. NCBI's taxonomy places the organism in Eukaryota, Metazoa, Mollusca, Gastropoda, Aplysiida, Aplysiidae. Bases 128 to 4393 code for a protein of 1421 amino acids.